CCGAGACCUGCGACCAUGCUGCUGGACCGAUUUCGGGCGCAACUGAGCGCAGUGGCCUGUGGGCUCCUACUGCUUCUCAUUCAGGGCCAGGGCCAGGACUCUGCCAAUCCCAUCCGGACCACACACACGGGACAGGUGCUGGGGAGUCUUGUCCACGUGAAGGGCGCUGAUGUGGGGGUCCACACCUUCCUGGGAAUUCCCUUUGCCAAGCCACCUAUAGGUCUGCUGCGAUUUGCACCCCCUGAACCCCCUGAAUCUUGGAGUGGUGUGAGGGAUGCAACCGCCCAUCCGGCCAUGUGUCUGCAGAACCCCACUGUACUGGAUUCAGAGGUUAUAAACCAAGUCAAUGUGACCAUCCCCUCCAUUUCCAUAUCCGAGGACUGCUUGUACCUCAGCAUCUACACACCGGCCCAUACCCAUGAAGGCUCUAACCUGCCGGUGAUGGUGUGGAUCCACGGUGGGGGGCUUGUUUUUGGCAUGGCUUCCAUGUAUGAUGGUUCCAUGCUGGCCGCCUUUGAGGACGUGGUAGUGGUCACCAUCCAGUACCGCCUGGGUGUCCUGGGCUUCUUCAGCACUGGAGACAAGCACGCAACCGGCAAUUGGGGCUAUCUGGACCAAGUGGCCGCACUACGCUGGGUCCGGCGGAACAUCGCCCACUUUGGAGGCAACCCUGACAGUGUCACCAUUUUUGGCGAGUCUGCGGGUGGCACGAGUGUGUCCUCGCUUGUUGUGUCCCCCAUAGCCCAAGGACUCUUCCACAGGGCCAUCAUGGAGAGUGGUGUGGCUGUGCUGCCCGGCCUCAUUGCCAACUCAGCUGAUGUUAUCUCCACGGUGGUGGCCAACCUGUCUGCGUGUGACCAGGUUGACUCUGAGGCCCUGGUGGGCUGCCUGCGGGGCAAGAGUAAAGAGGAGAUUCUUGCAAUUAACAAGCCUUUCCAGUUGAUCCCUGGUGUGGUGGACGGGGUGUUCCUGCCCAGGCACCCCCAGGAGCUGCUGGCCUCUGCUGACUUUCAGCCUGUCCCCAGCAUCAUUGGUGUCAACAAUGAUGAAUUCGGCUGGAUCAUCCCCAGUAUCGUGGGUAUCUAUGACCCCCAGAAGGAAAUGGACAGAGAGGCCUUGCAAGCUGCUCUACAGAAAAUGUUAACACUGAUGAUGUUGCCUCCUACAUUUGUGGACCUGCUGUUGGAGGAGUAUAUUGGAGACAGGAAGGAUCCCCAGACCUUCGAAGCCCAGUUCCAGGAGAUCAUGAUGGACUCCAUGUUUGUGAUCCCUGCACUCCAAGUAGCACAUUUUCAGCGUUCCCAGGGCCCUGUGUACUUCUAUGAGUUCCAGCAUCAGCCCAGCUGGAUCAAGAACAUCAGGCCGCCACACGUGAAGGCAGAUCAUGGUGAUGAGCUUCCCUUUGUUUUUGGAAAUUUCUUCUGGGGCAACUAUGUUAAAUUCACUGAGGAGGAGGAGCAACUAAGCAGGAAGAUGAUGAAGUACUGGGCCAACUUUGCUCGAAACGGGAAUCCCAAUGGCGAGGGUCUGCCCCACUGGCCGCUGUUCGACCAGGAGGAGCGAUACCUGCAGCUGAACCUACAGCCUGCAGUGGGCCGGGCUCUGAAGGCCCACAGGCUCCAGUUCUGGAAGAAGGUGCUGCCCGGAAAGAUCCAGAAACUCGAGGAGGCUGGAGAGAGACACACAGAGCUGUAGCUUUCUGUGCCAGGGACAAGGGGUGGGCUCGCUUACAGGUGAGGGUCAGCCUGCUGUGUCCACACACACCCACUGAGGAGAAACAAGUUGAUUCCUUCCUUCAUAUGGCCAUUCUUUCAUUCUUCUGUGCAUCCAUUCAGAAAGCAUUUAUUAAAAACUUACUCAGGAAUAAUGGCUCAUACCUGUAAUCCCAGCUAUUGAGGAGGCCGAGAUGACAGGAUGGCUUGAGGCCAGAGGUUUGAGACCAGCCAGGGCAACACAGUGAGAUCCCUUCCCA
Molecule: messenger RNA, 1972 nt
Organism: Saimiri boliviensis boliviensis (Bolivian squirrel monkey)
Lineage: Eukaryota; Metazoa; Chordata; Mammalia; Primates; Cebidae
Gene: CES2
Product: carboxylesterase 2
Source: RefSeq, a predicted model, not a curated record